AUGGUCCUGAUCGGGAUCCUCAGCAAGCAGUGGCGUGUCGUCGCCGCCGCCGUCUGCGUGACCAUCCUCCUUGUCAGACUGACGGAUCCGGUCCGCCACGUCGGCCUGGCGAAACCGCCGCUGGAGGAGGCUCGCCCCGGCGACCCUCUCGUUCCGACGGAGCCCGGCGAGAAGCAAGAGCCGCACGCGUCAAGGCCGUUCGGCAUUCCCGGCGCACCCGGCACCAUCCCGGGCGUCCCGGGCAAGGUGUGGCACGCAGCCAACGACGACAACUUCACUGGCGAGCAGAGAGACGUCAUGGACAGCUGGCUGCGCAAGAACCCCGGCUUCCGGCACGAGCUCCUGACUACCAGGCAGGCCGACAACUACGUCAUCGCCAACUACAACCACACGCGGCCCGACAUCGUGGCCUUGUUCACGGUUCUGCCCAUCGCCAUCCUGCGGGCCGACCUGCUUCGGUACCUGAUCCUGCUGUCCGAGGGCGGCAUCUGGAGCGAUCUCGACGUCACGUGCGAGGUUGACGUCGGCCACUGGCUGCCUGCCGACAUGCACGCCGCGCGGCCGGAAAUCAGCUUGAUCGUCGGGCUGGAGUUUGACGCCCCGGCCCCGGCCGCCGAGGAGCGCCCUGUGCAUUCCCAGUUUGCCAGUUGGGUCUUGGCUGCUCGCGCGGGCUCGCCGCACCUGCAGCACGUCGUGGACGCCGUCGUCGAGGGGCUGUACGACAUUGCCAGGGAGAACGAGGUCGGGCCGAGCGGCAUCACGCUCGACAUGAUCUCCGACGUUAUCGACGUCACGGGCCCCAAGAAGAUGACGCUCGCAGUCUUGCAAAGCCUGAGCCGGAUGCUGGGCCGAACCGUCGACGACCGAGACGUCGCGGGGUUGCGGAGGCCGCGGCUGGUCGGCGACGUCUUGGUCAUGCCCGGUGCGGCCUUUGCUGCCCAGCAGAAUCAUUAUCCCACAGAUCAGGGGGAGCCGCUCGUGACCCACCACUAUGCCGGCUCUUGGAAGGCCGAGGCCGACGCGGCGCGCGAGAGACGGAAGAAGAAGGAAGAGAAGGAGAGGGAGAGAAUGGAGGCCAGGGACAGAGGACAGGCAGUGUGA
Molecule: messenger RNA, 1101 nt
Organism: Metarhizium album ARSEF 1941
Lineage: Eukaryota; Fungi; Ascomycota; Sordariomycetes; Hypocreales; Clavicipitaceae
Product: Glycosyltransferase, DXD sugar-binding motif protein
Exons: 1
Coding region: 1-1101 (366 amino acids)
Biological process (GO): protein N-linked glycosylation
Cellular component (GO): mannan polymerase complex
Molecular function (GO): alpha-1,6-mannosyltransferase activity
Source: RefSeq, a predicted model, not a curated record